Dacryopinax primogenitus is the source of this 828-nucleotide messenger RNA. RefSeq names its product S-adenosyl-L-methionine-dependent methyltransferase. The record is from RefSeq and is a predicted model, not a curated record. NCBI's taxonomy places the organism in Eukaryota, Fungi, Basidiomycota, Dacrymycetes, Dacrymycetales, Dacrymycetaceae. Bases 1 to 828 code for a protein of 275 amino acids. The transcript has 4 exons.
AUGUCCUCAAUCAAGAGCGACAAGUGGUCUGCGGCCAACUACCACGAGCAUGCUUCAUUCGUGUACUCAGCCAAGUUCACCUCAGUUGUGCUCGAUAUGUUGGGUGCUAAAUCUGGAGAGCGAAUUCUCGAUGUAGGUUGCGGAAGCGGGGAGAUUACGGUUGACUUGGAAAAGAUCGUCGGCAAGAACGGACUCGUGGUCGGGGUCGACUUCAGCGCCAAUAUGAUCGAGAAAGCCAAGGCAAACGGUUGUUCGAAUGUCUACGUUUCGGAUGGCUGCGAUCUUCAGCUCGAUAAGGAUCUAGAGCACACCUUUGACGCCGCUUUCAGCAAUGCUGCGCUGCACUGGAUGAAGCGCGAUCCGGCUGGUGUGCUCCGUGGUGUGAAGCGGGCCCUGAAACCGGGUGGUAGGUUCGUGGCCGAGAUGGGUGGUUACCUGAACAUUGUUGGUAAGCGACCGUUGUUGAACCGUUUCUCAGGUCUGCGGACUGCCAUACACGAGGUCUGCAGGAAACAUGGUAUCGCACCUGAACCAUUGGAUCCCUGGUAUUUCCCGUCAGAGAAAGAAUAUACCGAAUUAUUAGAGUCGGAAGACUUCAAAGUAGAGCACAUCUCGCUCAACCCACGUAUCACUGUGCUCCCCGGUCGACUAUACAACUGGCUUAUCACCUUUGCCCGGACCUCCAUUCUAGACAAGGUAUCGGACGAGUUGGCAGCGCAGAUCAUGCAGGAGGUGGAGGAUAUGUGUGCGGUUGAUAUGAGAGAUAAAUACGGCAACUGGUCGGUCAUGUAUGUGAGGCUGAGGUUUAGUGCCAUUGCGCCUAGUUAG